Molecule: messenger RNA, 10773 nt
Organism: Corvus hawaiiensis (hawaiian crow)
Lineage: Eukaryota; Metazoa; Chordata; Aves; Passeriformes; Corvidae
Gene: CDK19
Product: cyclin dependent kinase 19
Exons: 13
Coding region: 148-1656 (502 amino acids)
Biological process (GO): protein phosphorylation
Cellular component (GO): cytosol; nucleus; mediator complex
Molecular function (GO): cyclin-dependent protein serine/threonine kinase activity; RNA polymerase II CTD heptapeptide repeat kinase activity; ATP binding
Source: RefSeq, a predicted model, not a curated record
AACAAACCGCCCCCCCGCCCCCCGAGCCCACCGCCCGUGCCGAGCCCCGGACAUGGCGGCGCCGGGAGGGGGCUCCGCCAGCUGCGGGUGCUGAUCCGGCCGCCGCGUCCCCCUGCCCGCCCGUCCUUCCCCGCCCAUGGGCGAGACAUGGACUACGAGUUCAAGUCGAAGCUGGCGGCCGAGCGCGAGCGGGUGGAGGACCUGUUCGAGUACGAGGGAUGCAAGGUGGGCAGAGGCACCUACGGGCACGUCUACAAGGCCCGCCGCAAGGACGGAAAAGAUGAAAAGGAGUAUGCACUGAAGCAAAUUGAAGGUACAGGGAUAUCCAUGUCGGCCUGUAGAGAGAUUGCACUUUUACGAGAGUUGAAGCACCCAAACGUGAUUGCAUUGCAGAAGGUUUUCCUUUCUCACAGUGACAGAAAGGUUUGGCUGCUGUUUGAUUAUGCUGAGCAUGAUUUGUGGCAUAUUAUCAAGUUUCACCGUGCCUCAAAAGCAAAUAAAAAGCCCAUGCAGUUGCCAAGAUCUAUGGUUAAAUCCCUACUCUACCAGAUCCUCGAUGGAAUCCAUUACCUCCAUGCAAACUGGGUGCUUCACAGAGAUCUGAAACCAGCAAACAUUCUGGUAAUGGGUGAAGGUCCUGAAAGAGGAAGAGUUAAAAUAGCUGAUAUGGGUUUUGCAAGAUUGUUUAACUCGCCUUUGAAGCCAUUGGCAGACUUGGAUCCAGUUGUGGUGACAUUCUGGUACAGAGCUCCAGAGCUGUUACUUGGGGCCAGACAUUACACAAAGGCCAUUGAUAUUUGGGCAAUCGGCUGCAUAUUUGCUGAACUGUUGACUUCAGAACCUAUAUUUCACUGUCGCCAGGAGGAUAUCAAAACAAGUAAUCCUUUUCAUCACGAUCAGCUAGACCGCAUUUUCAGUGUAAUGGGAUUCCCUGCAGAUAAAGACUGGGAAGACAUAAGGAAGAUGCCAGAAUAUCCAACUCUUCAGAAAGAUUUUAGAAGAACAACAUAUGCCAAUAGUAGCCUCAUAAAAUACAUGGAGAAACACAAAGUCAAGCCUGACAGCAAAGUUUUUCUUUUGCUUCAGAAGCUUCUUACUAUGGACCCUACCAAGAGAAUUACCUCAGAGCAGGCUUUGCAGGACCCUUACUUUCAAGAGGAUCCUCUGCCUACAUCAGAUGUGUUUGCUGGCUGUCAGAUUCCAUAUCCAAAAAGAGAAUUCCUCAAUGAAGAUGAACCUGAAGAGAAAGGGGAUAAGAAUCAGCAGCAGCAGAAUCAGCAUCAGCAGCAAACAGCACCUCAGCAGCAGCCGCAGGCAGCGCCGCAGCAGCCGCAGCCGCAGCAGCAGAACAGCACCCAGACCAACGGGACGGCGGCGGGCGCCGGCGCCGGAGCAGGGGGUGCCGGCGCGGGGCUCCAGCACAGCCAGGAUUCCAGCCUCAACCAGGUGCCUCCGAACAAGAAACCACGCAUAGGGCCUUCAGGCGCUAACUCAGGCGGGCCUGUCAUGCCUUCAGAUUAUCAGCACUCCAGCUCACGCCUGAGUUACCAAAGCAACAUUCAGGGAUCUUCUCAGUCCCAGAGUACAAUGGGCUAUUCCACAUCGUCUCAGCAGAGCUCUCAGUAUCACCAAUCUCAUCAGUCUCACAGGUAUUGAGAGGCCUGAUAGGCUGCACUCAGAAAGGAAUGGACUAGAAGCCAGAAGACUCCAGCAAUAUGAAGUUCAUAAUGAUGAGAAGACCAAAAAUACAAACUGUGAUGCAGAAUUAAAAUUCAUGAUGAUAAAAGGAAAACUUCACUCACUGAAGACUUCCCCCACCCCUGCCUCAUCUCCAUCCCUUUACUGCCAUAAAGGAGAUUCUUGUGAAGUUUUCCUUCCUCUCUGCCCUUGCAUGUGCUCCAUUGUGGUUACUCUAAUGGACCCUUCUGAUCUGAACCCAGCACUUAACUUCUUUAACCUUUGGAAUUUUGAAGGAUUCCUGGUGCACCUUCCUUAUGCUGUAGUGAUUGCCAUAAAUCUGUCUUUUCAAUCUCUUUGAUGGGAUUUUAAAGUUUUAAAAUCUUGAACUCCCAGGCUUUCAAGCUUGUAUAUAGUUAGUUUUAUACUAGGCAAACCAGUUUAGCUAUACAGGUAUAUUGCACCUUUUUAAAGCACUAUGUUAUUUUCACAGGAUAUUACUGUUUUGCUCAUGGAUGUCAAGAACAGCAAAAUUUUACUGUUCCAGAGUAUUUUACUAUUCUGUUUUUAUUAGUCUAGUUUUCAGGCAAAGUAUUAAAAAUAAAAAAUUUUUAAAAUUAAUAAAAUGAAAAAAGAAAAAUGAAAAAGAAGAAAACCCACCCAAGUCUCUGCAGCAACAGAUAUGCUUCAUGCUACUGGACUGAACACCAAACAGAAGAUUGCUGAUAUUUCUUAACUCAUUCACAUUGAAUUCUUGAAAUCACAGUGAUCAUGCUCUGAGUAGUUUUAAAUUAAGCAUUACUUUAAAUGAAACCAGGACAGUCACAUAAAAAGGAGAUGCUUUCAGGAUCUGUUGGAACAGGAGAAUGGAAUGUCUUCCCAGGCUGGACACCAAAAUAGUCAGGAAAAUGUAUUUACUGCCCUCAAGUCUCAGUAGGAAUGUGGAUGACGGGCUUUUUCUGUUUUUCUGCUAAGUAGCUUAUUAAUGUGUGUGAGAGUUCUGUAAAUUUAGCUUUCUUUCACAUUCCUGAGUCAGUUCUCAAAAUUUAAAGGUGACAGAAAUACUAAGACUUGCAAAAACAAAUGCAUUGAAUCAUUUUAUGUUAGAAUUUAUAAUUAAGAGAAACUAUUGUGCAGUUUGAAAAGCAUGUUGAAAAUUUUUCCUUUUUCUUGUUUAUAAUGCAUAUUCUGUGUCCUUCACAUUGCUGUGAUUAACCAGAUUAGUUACACCAGAUGCGCUUGAUUGCACUGAAAUGUUUCUUUUUCCCUAGAGCAAACAUGUUUUGAUUGUGCCUAAGGGACUGUAAGUGGAUGGGUAGCUGGCAGAAAAUCCCUAGUAAUUAAGCAAGAGUUCAGAAGCAUAAUCAGAGGAUUAUUGUCCAACUUCUGGAACCACAGUUACUCGAAGAGACACAACAUAUAAUUUGGGACAGCUUCAUUUUUGCUUCAGCCUUCAGAAAUGAGGCUGACUCUUGUGGCAGAAAACCUGGAGGAAUGCAUUUGGAAAACUACUGGCAGUGUAAAAUGAGUGAGCUUCUACAGUUGGUGUCCACAGAGAAGAGGUGAAGUGAGAGGAGUUUCGAUGUAAAUGGUCAGUGUUCCAGGUUUUUUUACUGCAGAGUGUUCUCUUCUGUCCUGUGCCCAAAAAAAAAACCUGUGUGCCCGUACGCAUUCACAUUGAAGUUGUGAUCAGAUGUAGCAAGAUGAGUAGAUGUGUUUGCUCUGAGGAGAAUGCUUUUCAUCACAGCUAGUCACAUACAUGGUUCUACUGGAUUUGAUCUCCCAAUCACAUUUAGUGCCCCCUUCCUCCUCAAACUCGUGUUGUUUUCCUACUUUUUCUGAGCAGUUGUUUUGCUUCGGCAAUACCUACCAUCAUGUGAUUUUGACAACGCCCAGCUGCUCUGGAAAAGCAGCCACAACCUGCUUUUGUAAUCAAAUGGAUAAGAAGGUGGUGAAAAAUUAAAUGAAGCAAUUGGAAGGAAAAAAAUAUUUCUGGGAGAAAAGAAUCUCCCGAAGGAUACUUCCACUGUGUAACCCUUGAAAUGCUACAUUUUAUACAUACUGUAGUACCCUGUUUGAAAGAACAGGUUUUAAUUGUUCCUUUAUUUCAGUGACUCUGGGGUGACAUUCUUUCUGUCUCACCCCUUACUGAUGUUAGGAUGAGGUACUUUUGAUCAAAUGGAUAUUUGGCCAAUGCCAUUAAGUAAAACUUCUUUUAUACUUCUGCGAUUUGAAUGUCACAUUCCUGGAAAUUAACUUACGGCAAAGUGAUUCUUGUCCCCUCCUGUUCUUUUCAUCCUUCUGUUCUCUCAAAAUUAUUUCGUCUUUUCUACUACAGUUAUCUAACGUUUCUUCUCCCUGCUGUGACUUGCAGCUGAUCAUCAAAAUUCAUACAAGAUCAGGAGGUGGCAGGGAACCAUAUGGUUAGUUAAGGUUGGCUCUUGUGCCAAUAAGGCAAAAUCAUGGUGUAGAUUAAUCAAUGUGUAGAGUGUGAAACUUCACAGCAAUGUAAGGUGCUUUAAUUGAGUGAGCUUCCAGCUUCUAGAAUGACUGCCACAACCUCUCUAAGCUGCACUUGCAUUUCUUGCCUUGGUUAGGUUGAUAGAUGACCACAUGCCACUCGUCUCUAGCUUUUGUGUGCACAGGUGAAGCCAAGCUGACUUCCUCCGUUCCCUCAAACUCACAACCAGGAGGAGAGCAAAUAAAAGCAACAGUGCUGGCUGCGAAAUGUAGGCUCUGCACACUCUUGUAGUCCUUUGUGGUAGUGAAACAAUUUGCCUUUUCUUGGGAGCUUGAUGCAUGCUGCCAGGGUGGGUGGCAGUCAUAGUGGAAGAAGCCUUGCUGCCUAGGGGUUAUCCCGUGAGGUAAAAACUCUCCACUUUCAGAAGUGAAUAGUGCAGUUUGUCAUGGGAAACCAGGACCAUGUCCUUUUUAUGUUAUUUUUUGCCUGUGCAGUUUCAUUAUUACUCAGCUCUGUCUCUGCCCAUAACCUGUAGACCCUCACCGAAGUGUUUCACACCUGUACCGAGAGGCGUAGAGCCGUCUCCUCCAUCCUGGUGGGAGAGCGGGCUGCUGAGUACAGCUUUUCCCAUUGUGGCUCAGAGGAAACAAACGUGGGGAAUUAAUGGGAUGAGCAGCCUGGUCCACGUUGGUGAGGUUUAUGUAGCACAAACUGCACAAUGAAGGAAAAAUAUAGGGAAAGCUGCGAGUUCUGCACUGUAUCUGUGACACUGUAUGUGGGGAGGGGGAGGGAAGCGCAUUCAUAGCGGGAGGGGUGGCGGGAAGCUAGAAGUGUUCAAAUAUGUAUGAUAUUUUAUAUAAACAUAAUAAGCUUAGUUCCCCUUCAUAAUCUUCAGGAAUGGUACUUUAACACCAUUAAGCAAAGAAUUGUUUUAGGGUUAAAUAAAUGUAUUGUACAUAAGGCCAUACGUAAUCUUCUAAAAUAUGUCGCCAAACAGGAGCGAUGUGUAUUACUAUAUGAAAAAAGUCCUUAAUGCACUGUUAUCUCCUAAAUAUUUAGUAGUAAAUUAAUGCUAUUUAAUUUUUUUAAAAAUUUGUCUUGUGUAGACACUAAAAAGUAUUACACAAAAUCUGGACAGAACAUGUCCUUUUUAACAGCAAUUUAAAGAACUUUUUAUAUAUGUAAGGUAGUAACUUUUCAAAUUGUUCUAGUUGUAUAUUCCCAUGUUUACUAUUUGUGGAAGUGUGCCUGUCUCUACUCAGUUAUUUUUUAUCCUAAUAAUUUCAUGCACGCAUCUUUCAUUUUUGUAGUUUCCAUUAGAAAUUACUGUGUAUGCGCCUGGUGCUGCCACAAAACUUUGCCGCUCUAGAUCUGUGGUGGCCACAUUCAGCAGUGCCCGUGCCAAUGGGCUACCAAAACCACAAAGCAAAAUACUUGUUUCUCAUUCUAGAGUUGAGAGUUUACUGCUUUUAAGUUGUCCUGAUGUCACUCUUGAAAUGACUGUUAAAACUAAGCUAUGAGUUCAUUGCAUUUAUUUUAUAUUCUUGGUUGUAAUGAAAUGGAAUUGACUUUGCUUCAGUGUGAAUUUUUUUAAUAAAAUAAUAUACAUUUGUAAUAAUAAUAAAAAGUUCAAAUCAAAUAAGUGUGCAGAAAAGUUUCUGUAAACAUCAACUUUGGGCUACCAAUAGGGAAAAUACAGGCCACAAAAUUGCAGUUGUAAUUAUAUUCAGGAUGUUUAUGAUAUCAUACACCACACAAAGCUCGCAAAACCUCAGAGUUGAAAUCACAGCUUUUAAAAUGCCCAUGAGGAUAUUCAUGGGUAUGUAUCUAUCAAUAGAAUGAAACCUUAUGGAAAGCAGGAUUGAUGGAGUGUUCUCUUAGGUUUUGCUCUCUGCUUGUAAGUGUGCUGGCGUGCCACACCAAUGUCACUUGCUGAGAUUCGUUAUUACUUGUGUGACAACCCUAUAGAUGCAUCUUCUGAAAAAGAAAGCUGGUUUACUCUAUUCUGGAAAUAACUACCUUCCUACUUUCUCCUCCAGCUGGAUCUUGGAGCAUUUCAAGUAUUCCAGGUGGCAACAUGGAAAGCAUGAGCUAGAGCAUAUUGGUGGGUUUUCAAAGUGGGGUUUUGUGUGCUUUGCUAAUCUGUAUGUUUCUGUUCCAUCUAACUCUGGAUGGAUGGAUGGGUGGAUAACAACUUUCAAAAAUCCCGCUUGUCCUCUCUGUAACUGUUGCAUGGGUAAGAAUGAUUGGGGGGAUUUACUUGCACUACCAGUUGUCUAAGAAAGAGGCUUUGUUUUUUGAUGUACGCUUUACACAAGGGUGGGAAUAGGAGUGGCCUUUGUCAAAAAGUUUAGUCUGCAUCCCUGACACCUCGAGAUUAAGAGCUGUUCCUUCAGUCUCAGUGCAGCUGAGCAUUUCCAGCUCUGUAACCCUCAUAGUUUCUGCUUCUGUUGUCCUUUUGUUGAUAAGGUUGUGCUUAGUCAACAGCUUUGGCUUGGAUGUUUCUAAAACCUCCAGUGCCGGCUCUGUCUCAAUCUCUGUUCUUUUACUGCACAUUUCUCUCUCUUUUUCCUACCUGGUCAUGCAGUUUACAGUCUAAUCCAGCCUAAUCGUACUGAUUUGAAUUGUGGUGUCCCUUUUUCUGUCCUUGAUAGUUAAAUAACUUUGAUUUCACAGCCACUGAGAAAGUUGCAGAGUGGGUUGUUUAUUAAUCUCUUGCUUUGACUUGUUGCUUGCUUUGUGUUAUUGCCCCGGCUCUGCCAUCUCUGUUGCAUUAGUUGUAAAGCUUCUCUCUUCGCUUGACAUGACUGCCAAAGCCUGCUGUUACGCCAUCUCUCUUACUCAAAUCAAGACAUUAUGUAAGUUAUCUCUUGGUCUGAUUGUCCCACCAGGUCAGCCUCUGUGCCCUUCAUUUUUAGAUUUUUAAAUAAGCAUUUUUUAAGCUCUGUUUGCAAUUGCCUAUUGUUCCUGAAGAGCUGUUGCAUAAAUUUCUAAAAAAUUCCCUCCUAGGUGUCUUCUGCAAACCCCUUGGCUUUGAUGUCUACAGAAGUUUAGUAUUUUAAGCUACUGGUGUGCAAGGAGUCAUACCUAUUGUGUUAAUGGAAACUGUUCCAGUGUUCAUUUUGCCUUCCAGUCUGUCUGCAUCCAUCUGUCACCACCCUGCACGCCCCUCGCAAGCUCCCUGUGACAAGAACAGUAAUUUUGUUCUGAUACAGUAGCUUCGUGACUGGGGCUUGCAGCACUCUGAAAUACGAAUAAUAGUCACUGUAAUAUGGUGUUUUACUGCUGGACAAUACACAGUAGUAGUGUUGUCACUUUGCAUGUGCUGUUUCAACACAAAAAGCAUCAUGUUCGUGCCAAAUACCAAUUUCAUCUGGCUAAUCACAGAACCUGAGCAAGCAUUGUUUCAAUAGCCAGCGAAGGUUAAUGAUGGUUUACCUAUAAUGUUGUUUUAACAGGUAGGUCCAGCUUCUUUGUUUUCCAGAGAGGUUCAUGUUCUUGUUUAUGAUCACAGAAGAAACCAGAAGCUUUGGCUUAUUUUGGUGGUUUUAUAGUAAUUUAGAAAAUUAUUAUUGCAUAAUUACUACAAUGAUUCUUGUCAUUUGCAAGAAUUAUUUGUUAGAACAAGAGUUGUUGAGGUAGAUUAAAAUCACCAACAAGGUUAUGAAAGAUGUGUGUACAGUCAGAACUGAGCUGCUGAAAUUGCUGGGGGAGUACCACAGCUGUUAUGUAACAGAUUUCCAACUUAAUCCAGAGUAGGUGUUUAAAAAAUUAUUAUUGUUGUUAUUAUUACUAUUAUUAUUAUUGCAAGUCUGAAAGCAAUACCAAUAAUUUUUUAUAUAAUGUACUUGCCUUGGAAUAGGAUCCAUUUUUCCAGCUUGAUGUAUUGGCAUACUGAUACGUGUAUUGUCGGGACUAUAGCAAGCCAUUUCUGUGAUUAUUUUGUGUGUUCUUUGAAGCAUCUUGAAGAGGACAGACAGCCUGAGAGUAUUUAACUUCUAUAUGUGCAUUGCAUGCAUAGAACACAUGGCUGAAUGAAGUAUUCAGCAAUACAUUCCCUUAGCUAAAAUGUCUUAUAAUCAUGUUCAGCAAGAAGUUGUUUGAAUAAAGCUGGUGUUUGAAAUCAUUACAGAAAUCAUUACCUGUGCCCCACUCCAUUCCCAGAAUGGAUUUUUGCUUGUACUCUCAGUAAAUGUGAUAUGAAUUAGUAAAGGAAAAUCUGAAUUUUAAAUAUUACUUAAAAAAAAAUAAAUCAGUUAUUUGCUACUGAAUCUUGGGUUCGAUGUGGUAGCCAGCAAUAAUACCUUUUAUGCAAUCGCCGUCCCACAAGACAUCAUGUCUUAAGUAUCAAAAAACCCGAUAUGUGAAGCACUGAAGAAAGGAAUUCUUCAUACCUAUGAGCAGCAGACAAAGUUUUAGUUAUGAACCAAAUAUGCCAAGUGAUGUAUGGCUCAGACAUCCUUUCCAUGGCCUGCAUGUAAGCCUACACUGGUAAGAUUCUUCCCUGUAUCCACAAAUAGGAAUUCCCUGGGAUGUUACGGAGGGAAAAGAAGGAGUGGAAGUGUGCAGCCUUUUGAUUUUGUAACAAAAUUUUAAUGGUAUCAAGUUUAGGUAUCUGAAGUUCUCCAGAUCAUAAUGAAAUUCUACAUACUUUUAAAUAUGUAUUUUUAACAUUUGUUAAAAAUGUUUUCUACCCUUAUCUGGGCAAUGUGGCACAGCCCUGCUCUGAAAAGAUAACCUCAACUCUGCAUGUGUGACCUGGUCAGGGGCACGGUUGUCAAUUCAGAGUCUUGCAGACAAUUUACACACGUGGACACUGAACUUUAACCUGUAAGCUCAGGUCACACAGGUGUGUGGAGAAGCAAUUAGCUUUUACAGAAAACACACUUCCUUGGCUGAAAGGUGAGCCAGGGAACUGCAAAAUUCAAGGCUUAAAGAUACUGCAAAAUUAAAGGCUUAAAGAUACUGCAAAAGGCUCCUGUGGCCCCCCAGUUUGACAGACAUUGUUAUGAGAUGAUUGUAAAUUAUCAGGUAGUAGUAUUGCUGCUAGGCUGUGCAGUUCUAAAACAUCUAUUGUUCUAAAACAUCUUGCCAUUAUUUAGUAUCAUGUGGAAUGAGUGACUUGUGAAAGUAUAAUUAUGAUUUUCAGUUUUCAACCUUUUGUAAUUCGAUGACUUGUUUUUGCAGUGGUACAGAAGAAGGAAGGACAGUUUCCAGUAGUUUGGUUUUGGCAGUAAGACUCAGUACAUUAACUUGCUAAGGAAGAGGAACCAAAGGAGAUCAAGCUUCUCCCUUGCUGGUAUCAUCCUUCCUCUGCAGCGGAGGAGAUUCAAGGAGGCAUAUCAUACUGUGACAUUGUGUAGUAACUGCAGUUCUUGGGAAACACUUGCUUUUGAAAGAGAAAUAUUUAUACGUGCAGCAUCACAACGGUAGAAAGUAUACUCAACAAAGUUGAUAGGAGUGCGUCACCUUUACAAAAUUCCCUGCACAUAGCAAGCAGACUGACUCGACCACGUUGAGAAGUUUAUAGACUUUGGUCUUCCACCCAUAAAUAUGUGAAAAUCUGCAUAGUUUCUGGUUUCAGAAUACUUCCCCUGGUAAUAAUGGAGCUUUUCUUUAAACAUCUGAAAGUUUUCUUGUAGCUUGCAGUAUCCCACAAGCAUAGAAAUAAAUCCCUACUCAUUUAAGAAACCAUGGGGACAUCUACUAACACACCCUGGUGGUAUGUCCCAGUGAGGAUUAUCAAGAGUUGCUUCUACAUCAUGUUGCUGCUAGAUGAAAGCUGGACUUCCCUUGUGACUUUGAAACAGUUGGUUCUGGGAAGCAGGAGGGAAACAGCUUCUCUUAUCGUCCACCGUGAUAUUAGAGGUGUUUUAAGUGCAUUUGGGUCAUCUGAGAGUGUGAUGUGUAUCAUGUGUGAACAGUGGCCAUAAGCUUCCAACUCCAAGAACUCAAUCUCACACGAUAACAUUUACAUAUAUUGUCUGUGGAGAAGUGCUCAACUGUGACUUGCUAAUGUAAAUCUUAUAAAAUACUUGUCAGUGGAUCAUGUGUGCCGGAGGACAUAAGGAACAACCUGCCAGCUCAAUCAGAACCAGGCAUGUUCCCUUCCCACCUAACGUGCCAAGCUCAUAAAUCAGUCGCAGUGCGUCAUGCUUUUAUUAAUACGCAGUGGUUGUGCUAUUCCAAGACUGCGUUAUCGCUGCUGCUUCUUGUGCAUCAGAGAUGUGGUAAUCCGUCUGUGUUCCGCCUAGCUCCUUUGGGAUAUUUCGUGUGUGGCUGUGCAGCGCACUGGCCUUGACUCUGGAUAGUCUAUACGUUACCUUGAAAAUGAACUCAAAAGAGCACCACAGCAGCAUUCAGGCUUGUCCUUGUGUGGGCUGAAGUUUCUUUACAUGUGACAUGGCAUGCUUACGGAGGGGACACAGGAAGAGACUGGGAAUUACUCCUUCUGUGAGAUUAGGGAUGCUUUCUGGAUAUGCUACAUGUGAAUAUGAAAACAAAGUGCACUUUUGCUUUGGUAUUUCAGGAUCUUGCUGGACAGCUGAAUUGCGAGAGUACGCAUGUUUAAAUUAUUAGGAUAUGUCCUAAGUUUGUAUAGGCCAGCAUGAUUAAUAAAACUGGGUUGACAUUGA